UCUGUGCAGGUAAACCUGAUAUUCUAUGCGUUGCUUCCAUAAUGUUGAAUUUGUUGAUUGACAAUCUGUCAUACUUCUGUCAUAAUUUAAACAUGCUUGCAUAACCUGCAUCGAAAUCUUUAUGAAGACUUUUCUCCGCAUUAAUAUCAAAUCUUUAAGGGAUCUGUCUUUUAGUGUCUGUUAUUAAGAGAUGAUAUCUCAUUGACGUCAGUCACCCCUGGAUUUCCCUGGCCUUAUGUCAACAUGGCAACAGGAAGGAAAAGCUCCACUUCAAAAGGUGGAGUAGUUCGUUUCCCUGACCAUGAGGAAGAUGCCCCCAUUAAUAACAGUUGUGAUGGAAAGACUCAGGAAAAAAUCAUCACUGCUUUGCCAGAGCCUGAUGGUGCAUAUCUUGUAAAGGUGGGAUUCUUAAGGAGCCAUCACAAAUAUGAAAUUAUCUUCUCUUUACCGCAAGUCCCUACUAUGGGCAAAGAUGUCACUCUUUCCCCCGCACUUCGUACUUCGGCACGACCACGCCUUCGUGCAACGUGCAUCACACCGCAGCCUGAGGGAGGCGUGAGGGUGGUUUGUGAGUACAUUGCCAAGCAGGAAGGAGUGGUACAGGAGGAGCUCACGCUGGUCAACCGGAGCAGAAGGGACAGCAGUGUCAAAGUUAGAUUACAAGCCAGAGUCAUGGAGCGCCACCAUGGGACCCCAAUGUUACUUGACGGUGUGCACUGUAUUGGAGAAGAAAAGCAAGUGGCCUCCAAAAAUAAUGACACCAAGAAGAUGUGACUGAAGCUGUUUACUUUCUGUGUGAAUGAAAAUAAACAGAAAUCAAUGGA
Paramisgurnus dabryanus is the source of this 824-nucleotide messenger RNA. RefSeq names its product adipose-secreted signaling protein-like. The record is from RefSeq and is a predicted model, not a curated record. NCBI's taxonomy places the organism in Eukaryota, Metazoa, Chordata, Actinopteri, Cypriniformes, Cobitidae.